CGUCUCCUGAGACAUUGCAUUCAUCUGUGCGGCAUGCGUCACGUCAAGCUGGUCGAUGGCCUCUGGGUGAAGAAGUUGGGAUGAUAUGGCCGUGCUUUUGAUGAGCGAGUGGUCAUCUUUGCUUGGUCGUAUACCGUCAUUGCCCGGCAGUGCCCAGGCGCAGACUUGCCGUCUCCCAAUCGUCCACGAUGAUGACCGUCGCCUCAGUGAGGUGAGUCGUAGAAACAGAAUGAAACUUGCUACGUUACCCGUCAAGGUCAAACAAGGUAUUCGUGGACGUGGAUGUUUUGGUUUGACCUAGUUAUAUCAUACCGUGAUCAUUGCUUGAUCCCCUGCGUUGACAAGCGCCGCUGUCGCACCAACCUACCAU
Messenger RNA from Colletotrichum phormii, 370 nucleotides. RefSeq lists its product as uncharacterized. The coding region runs from base 86 to 301 and encodes 71 amino acids. NCBI's taxonomy places the organism in Eukaryota, Fungi, Ascomycota, Sordariomycetes, Glomerellales, Glomerellaceae. The record is from RefSeq and is a predicted model, not a curated record. The transcript is spliced from 3 exons.